Messenger RNA from Juglans regia (Persian walnut), 1455 nucleotides. RefSeq names its product putative septum site-determining protein minD homolog, chloroplastic. Gene Ontology annotation, molecular function: ATP hydrolysis activity; ATP binding. The record is from RefSeq and is a predicted model, not a curated record. The coding region runs from base 118 to 1113 and encodes 331 amino acids. Gene Ontology annotation, cellular component: cytosol; cytoplasmic side of plasma membrane. Lineage: Eukaryota; Viridiplantae; Streptophyta; Magnoliopsida; Fagales; Juglandaceae. Gene Ontology annotation, biological process: negative regulation of cell division. The transcript has a single exon.
UGUCCCGAUUCUAAUUUUGAUUUUUCAAUCCUUCUGCUCGCAACUCCAAAAAUGGUUGCCGUCUUCUACCUCUUUCCCUAAAACCUUCGAUCUCUGUCUCUCUCUCUAGAGCAAGCAAUGCUCUCUCUCUCCCCCACCACUACCCCCAAACCCUCGGGCCUCUUCUACUUCACCGCACCAUCCACAAUACCCUUAUACCCCAAAACCCUAAAACCCCCAACAAGACGCACCCAUAAGCCCUUCUCCGCCACACCUCGUGCCCUUCUCCAAUACAACAGAAAGCCCCAAUUAUCCGGAGAGACCCCCCGCGUCGUGGUGAUCACCUCUGGCAAAGGCGGCGUCGGCAAGACCACCACCACCGCUAAUGUAGGUCUCUCCCUUGCCCGCCUUGGCUUCUCCGUCGUCGCCAUCGACGCCGAUGUCGGUCUCCGAAACCUGGACCUCCUCCUCGGCCUCGAGAACCGCGUCAACUACACCGUCGUAGAGGUCCUCAACGGAGAUUGCCGCCUCGACCAGGCCCUCGUCCGAGACAAGCGCUGGUCCAACUUCGAACUUCUCUGCAUUUCCAAGCCCCGCUCCAAACUUCCCAUUGGUUUUGGCGGAAAGGCCUUGGUUUGGGUCGUGGACGCCUUGAAAGCUCGCCAAGAGGGCUCCCCAGAUUUCAUUCUCAUUGAUUGUCCUGCCGGCAUCGAUGCUGGGUUUAUAACCGCCAUCACUCCGGCCAAUGAGGCUGUCCUCGUUACCACGCCGGACAUUACGAGCCUGCGAGACGCCGAUAGGGUCACGGGGCUGUUGGAAUGCGAUGGAAUUAGGGACAUAAAGAUGAUAGUGAAUCGGGUUCGAACCGAUAUGAUCAAAGGCGAGGACAUGAUGUCAGUGCUUGAUGUGCAGGAGAUGUUGGGUUUGGCAUUAUUGGGGGUUAUUCCGGAGGACUCGGAGGUUAUAAGGAGCACCAAUAGAGGGUACCCGCUUGUAUUGAAUAAGCCACCCACAUUGGCUGGAUUGGCUUUCGAGCAGGCGGCUUGGAGGCUUGUUGAGCAGGAUAGCAUGAAAGCUGUGAUGGUGGAGGAGGAGCCAAAGAAGCGCGGCUUUUUCUCCUUUUUUGGAAGGUAGAUAUCAAAUCCGUGUCUGAAGUUUGAGCUUAUAAAUAUUUUGCUUGAAGCAGGUAGUUGUUUCAGGAGUUUGGGAAAGUGAGAACUAGCCGUGUACAGUGGGUUCGGUAAAGUUGUUCUCUUUCUUUAUUUUGAUUAUCUAUUAUUGUUAGAUUUUUAGUAGUGUCGUGUUGGUUUUAGGAGUUGUGUUUGUAAUUUUUACUUAAGAUCUGUUGACUGGUAGUUGGAGCUUUCAGUAUGAAAACUUGCCUUGUCAAGUAUGAAUUUUCUGUAUUGUCUUGUGAUCGCUUUGAAAUGGGGGAAUUUACGCCUAAUUUUGGGGUAUCAUUAUUAUUUGAACUUA